Letharia columbiana is the source of this 390-nucleotide messenger RNA. RefSeq lists its product as uncharacterized. The record is from RefSeq and is a predicted model, not a curated record. NCBI's taxonomy places the organism in Eukaryota, Fungi, Ascomycota, Lecanoromycetes, Lecanorales, Parmeliaceae. The transcript has 2 exons. Bases 1 to 390 code for a protein of 129 amino acids.
AUGGCAACUUCAGAGAACAAUGACAUCAAAGUUAGAAAUGACCGACGAGACCCGAUCUCUCGGUAUAGUAAAGACAUUGAGGAAGAUAUCACACCCGUGCGGAAGCUCUUGGAGGAGUACAGUAAGAUACCUCCGGAGCAGGUGGUUGCUCACAUUCACGCCGUGCCUGAAAAAUCCACCCAUGCCCCUGCGUCCGCCGCUUCCUCGACCUCUCACUCUCCCUCCACCCCCUCUACCCGACCGUGCUCGCUCGCCUCAGAGCCUCUUCCACCCCCCAGCGUCUCCUCGACCUCGGCUGCUGUUUCGGCCAAGACAUCCGCCGCCUCGUGGCCGACGGCGCCUGCGGCGAGAACCUUUACGGCGCCGAUCUACACUGUUACAAAGUUCUAA